Molecule: messenger RNA, 3126 nt
Organism: Saxophila tyrrhenica
Lineage: Eukaryota; Fungi; Ascomycota; Dothideomycetes; Mycosphaerellales; Extremaceae
Exons: 2
Coding region: 1-3126 (1041 amino acids)
Source: RefSeq, a predicted model, not a curated record
AUGGAUCCACUAUCAGCCAUCGGUCUGGCUGCCAACGUGUUGGCUUUUGUCGACUUUGCCAGUAAACUUGUUGCCGGUGCGCACGAACUGCAACAUUCAGCAAAUGGUAUAACGACAGAAAACUUACAUAUCAAGAACGUGAUCGCGGAUCUGUGUGAUACUACGAACGCCUUACCAUCCACCGGCAAGGCUUCAUCCCAGCACGAGAGAGCAUUACAGAAGCUCGCAAGCGACUGCAUUGGCCUGUCCGACAAGCUGACUGCAAUCCUGAAUGAGAUGGAAGUGGCUGGCAAGAAGUCAUUGUUUCGAAGCAUCAGGGCUGCGAUGGAGUCGAUGAGGAAGCGAGAAGACGUUCUAGCGAUUGAGUCGAGACUAAGCGAGUAUCGUUCUCAGAUUGUCAUGAGACUCGUAAUGAUGCUGGGGAGCUUGUCUACGAGAGUGAAUGCCAAUACCUUGCCCGCACGAAUCUCCAAAAUUAGUACCUCACUGGAAGAUCUUCGAGGCAUGCUGCUAAAGCUACAGUCUUCCAUCGUGGACAUCACGGCUGAGAAGUCCACUCUCAACAACCUCAAAUUCAACUCUAUGUUCGACCGAGAAGAUGACAUUCGAGAUCCUGGAGCGCACACGUUCGAGUGGAUGCUUGGCGGGGUCAACACGGACGAUCCCACCGUCACGGAUACUGGAUCGAGCUACGCAAACGUUGGGCAAGAUGAGUUUGAUGCCGAGCAUAUGUAUGAACAGAAAGUUCGAACGCUUCUUGCUGACGAACAUUCGAAGCGGGAGGCAGCAAGAAGCGCCUUUCAAUCAUGGCUCCGAGAGCGAGGGAGUGUUUUCCAUAUAUCUGGCAAAGCCGGAUCCGGAAAGUCAACACUGAUGAAGUAUCUCUGCAACCACACUCACGCUCAAAAUCUUCUUCGGGGGUGGGCUAAGGACAAGAAACUCAUCCUUGGGAAAUUCUACUUUUGGAACUCGAGGACCAAGAUCCAGGCGUCCAAAGAAGGACUUUUUCGAGCUCUUCUGUUCGAAGUUUUGAAACAGGCACCUGAGCUUAUACCUGAGCUCUUCCCGGAAGCUUGGGCACAUUUUCGAGGUGCGCGAGGGGACUCAUCAGCUGAGACAACAAUGUUUCGACCAGCGAAGAUCCGAGCUGCAUUCGAGACAUUCUUGUCUAGGCAGGGCCAGUACCCAAACCAUCGGUUCUGUUUCUUCCUCGAUGGUCUGGACGAGUAUUCUGACCAUCACGCCGACCGCCUCGAACAGCGUGGACUCGCUCUAUCGAUCAAAAGGUGGGCCUGCCGUAAGGAUGUAAAGCUAUGCGUCAGCUCCCGGCCUCACGUCGAGAUCCUGGACUCGUUCUCGGCUUCUUCUGACUCGAGAAUACAUCUCCACGAGCUGACAAGAAGCGACAUCUACCUAUAUGCUGCGACCACGCUUCGUCAGGAUUUGAGCUUUGACUGGAUGGAGGGGAUUUACUGGCACUUGGUUCUGGGCAUUAUUCGCCAAGCGGAAGGAGUGCUCUUGUGGGCUUGCAUGAUCAUUCGCCUGCUUUUGAUCUCCGCAGCACGCCGAGACAGCCCUGAGGAUAUGUGGAGACUGCUCUCCAGCACGCCAUCUGACCUCAAUCGGCUGUACGAUCGGCUUUUCGAUACACUUCCAACGCGAGAUCGGAUUCGCGUAGAUCAGAUGUUGCUCAUCACUGCACAAAAUCCCGAAUGGGAUCCGCCGAAUGCGUUGGUAUACACCUGGCUCGAAGACCUGGAGAGAGAUCCUGAGUUCCCCUGCAAUUGCAAAUUCGAGCAGUUUUCCGAAACAGAGGUCGCAGAGCGGCUUCACAGGCUUAGGCUCCAACUUGAUAGCUAUACGCACGGAAUGCUUGAAAUAGUAGAGCGUGCGCCUUACGACCUCUAUCAUCGCUCGUCAAGUCCCGGACCCACAGACCGCUUCUUCUUGCAACGAGUUCAAUUCAUCCAUCGCACUUUGAAGGACUUCGUCUUGACCAAAGCAGACCGCGAUGAGCUUCCUGGGGGCUCCUUAAUACAGCAAUCUCCCGAUGUAUUUGUACGGCUGCGACUCGCAGAGGCUGUAUUCCUCUUGGACAAUCGACCCGGCGUAUGGAGCGAGGCCCAAUCAUUCUCACCACAAGAUUACUUUUCGCCUUUACAAUUGUAUCAGAGUCGGCACUUUUCAACUGAAUUCCUUUGGCAUUACGAGAGGAUUGUCGCUCAGCACAUGGCUCUCCGGGACAUCCGAGUGUGGUGGGACGGUUUCGGCUACCAUACUCUUGCUUCCGAGACUCUGCCGUCCCUGUCUGUGGCACAUUUCGCUGCAUAUAUUGGGCAAACGGCCUACGUUUUUCAGAACAUCAACGAUAACGUUGGGCUACUCGAUUCCCAGGGCGAUCUGAAUCUUCUACUCUCUGCUAUCGUCGGCAAACUUGACGCGAAGAAGGUCCAUCUGGUACUUAGGCUUCUUCUCGCAGGCGCGUCAAUACACAGCUCUCUUAUGGUUCUCGUCGAUCCUAGAGACAUGGAGGACGUGGAAUCUGUGGGAGACGAGGAAGGUAUAAGAGACAUGCAUUCAAUGGCCGUGACCCCUUGUGAGGUCCUCGCCGAUGCACUUGGAGACAUAUGGUGGAACCACUGGCGACGUAGGAAGUACACGAACCCUUACCAGUGGAAAGAACGACCUCAGGUAGUCUUCCUUUGCCAAAUCCUGGAGCACUUCCUUCUGCGAGGUAUGAGAGGCGAAAAUUGUUCUUUCCGAUGUCAGCGAGACAAAGAAUAUGUCGAAAGUGUCAGUUUGGAACAAGUGGUUGUGCUCUGUGCCCCCCCGAACCUGGCAACACUUUUACCGUAUUUUCGGAGGCCGCCACCGUCUUCAUUCGGCUACUUCAAGAGAGGUGUGGAUUGGGUCUUGGGGCUUAGCCGCUGGCGCCAGCAAGACACAGGGGCAACUGUGGCGCACGAGGCAGAGCUUUUAGGUGCAUGUGGGACAGAUGCUUUACCUACAUGUAUACAGCGCGAAUAUCACCCCGUUGAAGGUAAACCCUGGCACACUCCUUGGAUCAAGGAGAUGCACGUGGGAACGAGGAAGAUUCCGAUGCGGUUCGAUGUUCGGAUCUGUUGA